AGCAGAUGGGAUCUGUUCGUGUGUCUCGCUCCCCUCCCAAGUCCAGCGGGGAAAAGCUCGUCCUUCCCACACAGCAGCAGCACCACGUGUCGACCACAGGUCCAGCACCUGCUGCCGCUCCGACUGCGUCAACGGCCUGAUGGAGGAGGAGGAGGAUGAAGAGGAGGAGUCUGCUCCACCUGACCAGAGAGGGAAAAGUGUCUCAUCAUCCUUCACACUCCCUCCUUCCUCUCAGAUCAAAACGUCGUUGUCUCUAUUCAUCUGGAAUUUGAAAGACACGCAGCAUCACAGAGGUCAGUCAGAAGGUCACAGCCUAGACCGAACCUCGUCGACAUGAAAAAGGGGCUCCAGACUCAAGCGGGACAUCACGGGAUGGGGGACAAACAGAGGGACAUGUGGAGGGAGACGGAGUGGCAGAACGGGAGGACAGAGAGGAAGCUCCUGGCCUUUUGGAUGUCCCUGACCCAGAGGAGGUGGAGCCUGUUCAGGCCGGCCGUCCAGCGCUCCGCCUCGGCCGCCAGGCUGCUGAAGAGCGAGGCGUGAGGAGACAAAGGGGGGCUUUGUGUGUGUGUGCGUGUGUGCAUGUGUGUGUGUCAGAAGAUUCCUACCGGACCUGCAUUAAGUAGAUGUGUGUGUGUGUGUGUGUGUGUGUGUGUGUGUGUGUGUGUACACUCUACUUCCACGCUGAACUUCCCUCUGAGUUAAAGUCAGACUAACUUCGUUGAGAGUUUUCAAAGCGAAGGUGGAGGUGACAGGUCUUGGGUUGUACAGGAAGUGAUGUCAUCUCACACCUGAGCAGAGCCUUGAAGCGGUGAUGGGUUCAGACCGAUGUGUCAUGGCGGUGGCACAUCCGUCCCUGCAAGCUGCGUUUCCAGGGAACAAGCUCAGAGGCCUCGGCUGCAGAUGGAGCCUCUCUGCCGGCGGCCUCAUGGUGAAGUCGGUCCGGCUCCACAUCGUGCUGGCCGGGCCGGUCAUGGACGCUGCGCAAGUAUGGAGAAUUAUACUUCAGAGUGGGCUUUUUGUCUAAACCACUGGCAGGUGUUCCAGCAGAUCUCUGAGGUGUUCGUCUUGGUGCCGGCUCUGGUGGGGCUGAAGGGAAACCUGGAGAUGACACUGGCAUCCCGUCUGUCAACAGCAGCCAACAUGGGGCAGAUGGACGAGACUCGGCAGCGCUGGAGGAUGGUGCUCUGUAACAUGGCCCUCAUUCAGGUUCAGGCUACAGUUGUGGGCUUCCUGGCUGCCGUAGCCGCCGUGGCUCUGGGCCGUCUGAGCAGAGAGAGAGUGGACGGUGUCCAGGCUGCCAUCCUGUGUGCCAGCAGCAUCAGCACUGCUUUCAUCGCCGCGCUCGCUCUAGGGCUGGUGGUGGUGGCCGUGAUUAUUGGCUCCAGAAAGCUGGGCGUCAACCCGGACAAUGUGGCCACGCCCAUCGCUGCUAGCCUCGGUGACAUCAUCACCCUGUCCCUGCUUGCUGGGGUCAGCAGCUUCUUCUUCACCUACAGAGAUCUGUGGUACCUGCCCACUGUGGUGGGGGGCUUCUUCCUGCUGCUCACCCCUGUGUGGGUCAUCAUCGCCAGUCGCAGUCCACCAAUCAGAGAAGUCCUAAAGUCAGGAUGGCAGCCGGUGAUUUUGGCCAUGUCUGUCAGCAGCAUUGGUGGUCUGAUUCUGGAUAAAACUGUGAGCAACCCCAGCUUUGAAGGCAUGGCUGUGUUCACCCCCAUCAUCAACGGAGUUGGAGGAAAUCUGGUGGCGGUCCAAGCGAGCAGGAUGUCUACCUACCUCCAUUACUGGAGCGUUCCUGGAGCUCUCCCAGUAAAAAUGAGUGCUGACUGUCCUGGACCCUGCACCGCCUUCUGCUCCUCAGAUGUGAACUCUAAAUCAGCCAGAGUCCUGGUCGCCCUUGUGGUACCGGGUCACCUCCUCUUCCUCUACACAGUCCAGCUGCUGCGGGGAGGCCAUACCGCCAUGACGCCUACCUUCAUCAUCUGCUACCUGUGUGCAGCUCUGCUUCAGGUGCUGGUUCUGCUCUACUCUUCCGUCCUGAUGGUCCGCUGGCUGUGGAGGCGGAGCUUAGAUCCAGAUAACUACUCCAUCCCUUACCUCACGGCUCUGGGGGAUCUGCUGGGAACUGCUUUCUUGGCCCUGACCUUCAGGUUCCUCAUGACGGGCAGCUCUGUUGGGACUGGGCUUUGAAACAUUUGGUCAGCACCAGUAUCUAAUGUGAAGGACUGAAGCACAGCGCUGAGCUCACUGCAACUGCAGUUGAAAGACAAUGAAACAAAAACACAGGUGGUGACUUCAUAAUUAGAGACGCUGUAAUCUGACUUUGGAUCAAACCAUAAUUCUAUCACAAUCAUUAUUCACUGUAAGGGAAAACAAAAUGCUCACUUAAUGAGUAGCUUAAAAAUCAGCAACUCAGAUUUUGUUCUGUUGUCAGUCUUGAUUGUUUAGAUGAUCUUUAGUAAACUGUGUGGACGGUAGGAUUGUCUUUGGCGAGCAGCAAGAGGUUCUUCUCAAAGGAGAAAAGUUCUGCACCAUAAAUUUCCCCUCAGUGAGCCCACUGCUAACGCAGAACAUUACAGGUCUCCCAUAAUAAAAGAUAAAAACUUUUUAAACAAAUUUGAAUAAUUAGCUGAGCUUCAUGCCCUGUUUGAUAACUAGGAUCAAAGGAAAUGUAUGUGUGAGUGAAUUAAAAUGACCUUUUGUUGUUAAGCGAGUUGAGACAACAUUUGGCGCUAAAGAAACAAACUGAACUGAAUUGAAGCUCAGCAAAUAAUAACCAAUUAUUCCUCCUGAUCCCUUUAAGCCCCGCCCCUUUCCCAGGUUCCUCCACAUCUGUAGUUGUUAGUGAUGCUGAUGUUCUGGAUGGACCCUCAGUCGGGUUCUGCUUGAGGCCCCAUAUAACCUUAGGACGACCUUGUAUAACCAUUGCUUAACUGAAGCAUGGUGGUGGUAGUAUCAUUCUACCAGGCUGUUUAUUGUUAGCAGAGCCUGGGGAAACGUGUUAUAGAGCUAAAUUACCACACACACUGUUAAUAGGCAGUGUUUGUGGGUCAGAUUUCAGUGUUUUAGAAGAAUCUCAGUCUGGUUAAGAAUCUGUCGGCAGCAGAAGAACAAUGAAUGUCCACAGAGCCAAGAUUAUGCAGUUUAAAGGUUCUGGGCAGGAGAUGAACAAAUGCAACUAUAGCAAGUGCAAGAAAUUUAAGCUAUUGCAAAACAGGGAUCGUUAACUCCUGACCUAGGGUUAUGCAAAAUAAAUAUUUAUUACAAGAAGAUUGAUGUAGGUUACAAUGCAGGUCGUUGUGCAUAGAAAAAACUUAAGAUAUGUAAAACAACAAUCUCAAAACGUGUGUAAGCUAAAAUAUGUGAGAACUUCUAUUGAUCUUCUGUAUUCCUGUAUUGAUAAUGGAGAUAAAGUCUUCACUGAAUCUAAGUUUUAGAAAGUGAUUCCUCACAAGUUGCGUUUCCAUUAAACAUUAAAUUGCGCAGAUUGAAAUUCUGAAAAUAAAUUUGCUUAAUGGAAGACUCGUCCAUUAAAAAAAUUCAGGUUUUUAAAUUAAAUGUUGUGCUGAGAUGAGGUGGUUUUUCAGCCAUACCAAAAUGGAUGAUUUCCACAAAACUGCAAUGGAAACACUUCUUUGCAUCACACGAGUUACAUGAUGGUUACUACUGGUGGAAAACAUAAAUAAGACGACAGGAAGUAGCAGGAUGAUGGUUUGUUUUUGUGUUUUUCUCCCCCAGAACUCUCACAACAUCAGAGGAUUCAUAAAAAGUUGUCCACAGCUCUUAUGGAAAAUAGCUCACCACAAUUUCCACAAAACGCUGCAUAAGUAACCCCAUGUAGGCGGGGCUUAUCGAUCCAACGCCUGAAUAAAACGCUGACGUCUCCUCUGAUUGGCUGAUGAAUGAUGAGCUCUGUGGUAUAGAUAUAGUUCUUGUAACUGUUUACAUCCAUCGCUGCCAUGAUUUUUUAAUGACUUAUCAUGUGAACAAACUUAUUUACAUGUGAUUUUAAUUUCAUUUCUUAUUUCAUGUCAACAUAGCAAUUGUGAAAAUGUGUUUUUUGGACAUUAGCAGGAUAUUGUCAAAGAUUUGUGCACAUGUGUAAUGGAGAUGCAGCUAGUAUUUCAUUCUGCUCUGAUUAUCACUUCCUGGUCAGAAUUAGGUCACAGAUCUAACCAGUUCAACGUAAACAAGUGUCCAAGUAAGAAAAAAAUGUAACUGUGAACUUGUUCAGUAUUUUGGUCCUCAGUGUUUCUCCGUUGUUCACAUGCAGUUUAAUCGGCUCAAACUGAAAUUGUAGAAACACCAAUUAUUGCACGUCUAUUGUUAUUGAUAGAUGGUAGGUGAUUAUAUUAUGACCAAUAGAGAUAAUUAUGUGUGUCAAGAUAAAACAGACUCUGUAAGGCUCUAGUAUUUAACUUGUCUGUGUGUUAGAAUGUGUUCCUAUUGAAAUCAGCAGUAUUUGAGGUCAGAUGGUUUAUUCUUGUGUGGAGCCAUUUUUUUAUUUCUUUAAUGUCCAUAAAGAAGAAAAUCUUAGUGACAGCGAGGCCUGACUGAAUUUGUAGAGCUUCUGCAUUUGUAAAAAUAAGAAACAAAACAAUUUGGUCAGUUACAUAAAACACAUGGAACCAUCUUGGUGAAAAUGCAUUUAUUUGAAAGACAUGGAAGAACAUAUAUCUAGUUUGGUUUGGCUUUUUUUAAAGAGCUAGAAAUAAUAAAUUAAAAUAAUAGUCACACAAAAAA
Molecule: messenger RNA, 4743 nt
Organism: Gambusia affinis (western mosquitofish)
Lineage: Eukaryota; Metazoa; Chordata; Actinopteri; Cyprinodontiformes; Poeciliidae
Product: solute carrier family 41 member 1-like
Exons: 10
Coding region: 829-2190 (453 amino acids)
Biological process (GO): monoatomic cation transport
Cellular component (GO): plasma membrane
Molecular function (GO): monoatomic cation transmembrane transporter activity
Source: RefSeq, a predicted model, not a curated record